This is a messenger RNA of Symbiodinium natans, 480 nucleotides long. The record is from the annotation of a GenBank genome assembly. Lineage: Eukaryota; Dinophyceae; Suessiales; Symbiodiniaceae.
AUGGCGCCAGUCGUUGACAAGUGGCAGCAAAUCAGCGCAGACAUCGCGGAGCUGGUUUCACAGAGCGAGGUGCUGCGACUGGUUCGGGACAUGGGAUACCUGACGGUGAUCCGCGAGGAUGCUCAGAAGAAAUACCUGCUGAACCUCUUCCACACAAUGAAUGCGAAACAAGAACGCGAAGAAGGAUGGAAGGUAGCAGGCAUCUACCUGGAUGGAUUGGACCAGUUUGUGCAGAAAGCCGUUCAUGGACCGCGGACCGUCCCAAUAGCAACACAGGCAGAAGCAGAGCGGACCGUUGAGGAGUAUUUCGGUGGCCUGCGCGAAGCCCAACUCGGAGACUACAAGAUGUGGGUCCGGAGGCUUGAGAUGUUGUUGAGCAAGGAAAGUGUCGCCAAGCUGACCACGCAGGUGUGGUUGGAGAUGAUCGACACUGAGGAGCUCGACUGCAUUGCGGCGCCCUUGGAUUUUGCGCAACCUUAA